AGUUUACUGUGUGAAGAAAUAUAUUGGCAGUACCUCUCGCGUGAGUGCAUCUCUGUUCAUGUAGGCCAGGCGGGUGUCCAGAUGGGGAACACCUGUUGGGAGCUCUACUGUUUGGAACACGACAUUCAGCCAGAUGGUCAAAUGCCCUCUCAAAAAUGCAUUGGUGGCCAUGAUGACUCCUUCACCACAUUCUUUAGCGAGACCGGGGCUGGAAAAUACGUCCCAAGGGCAGUCUUUGUUGACCUGGAACCGACGGUUGUUGAUGAAGUGCGUACUGGUACAUAUCGCCAACUCUUUCACCCUGAGCAGCUGAUUUCUGGAAAAGAAGAUGCAGCCAACAAUUACGCCCGUGGACACUACACUAUUGGGAGAGAGAUAAUUGACUCUGUUCUCGACAGGAUCCGCAAACUGUCUGACCAGUGCACUGGUCUCCAAGGCUUCUUGGUCUUCCACUCGUUUGGUGGCGGCACCGGCUCUGGUUUCACCUCCCUCCUCAUGGAGCGACUUUCUGUUGAUUAUGGAAAGAAAUCAAAACUUGAGUUUGCAAUCUACCCAGCUCCUCAAGUUUCUACAGCUGUGGUAGAGCCCUAUAACUCCAUUCUAACCACUCACACCACCUUGGAGCACUCUGACUGUGCUUUCAUGGUGGACAAUGAAGCCAUUUAUGACAUCUGUCGGAGGAACCUCGACAUCGAACGUCCAUCUUACACCAAUCUCAACCGCCUUAUCAGUCAGAUAGUGUCUUCCAUCACAGCUUCUCUUCGCUUUGAUGGAGCCCUAAAUGUUGACCUGACUGAGUUCCAGACCAACUUGGUGCCCUACCCUCGUAUCCACUUCCCUCUGGCCACAUAUGCGCCAGUUAUCUCUGCGGAGAAGGCCUACCAUGAGCAACUCUCUGUGGCUGAAAUCACCAACGCCUGCUUUGAACCAGCCAAUCAGAUGGUCAAGUGCGAUCCUCGUCAUGGUAAAUACAUGGCCUGCUGUCUGCUCUAUCGUGGUGAAGUAGUACCCAAAGAUGUUAAUGUGGCCAUUGCUGCCAUAAAGACCAAACGCACCAUCCAGUUUGUGGACUGGUGUCCCACUGGUUUCAAAGUUGGAAUCAACUACCAGCCUCCAACUGUAGUUCCUGGAGGAGAUCUGGCAAAAGUGCAGAGGGCUGUGUGCAUGCUAAGCAACACCACAGCCAUUGCUGAGGCAUGGGCCCGUCUGGAUCACAAAUUUGAUCUGAUGUAUGCCAAAAGAGCCUUUGUGCACUGGUAUGUGGGAGAAGGAAUGGAGGAAGGGGAGUUCUCUGAGGCCAGAGAGGAUAUGGCAGCUCUGGAGAAGGAUUAUGAAGAGGUUGGAAUUGAUUCCUUUGAAGAUGAAGGAGAGGGAGAAGAAUAUUAG
Molecule: messenger RNA, 1386 nt
Organism: Nerophis lumbriciformis (worm pipefish)
Lineage: Eukaryota; Metazoa; Chordata; Actinopteri; Syngnathiformes; Syngnathidae
Source: RefSeq, a predicted model, not a curated record